Messenger RNA from Lytechinus pictus (painted urchin), 4332 nucleotides. Its product is annotated as MAM and LDL-receptor class A domain-containing protein 1-like. The coding region runs from base 810 to 2033 and encodes 407 amino acids. Gene Ontology annotation, cellular component: membrane. The transcript has 5 exons. The record is from RefSeq and is a predicted model, not a curated record. NCBI's taxonomy places the organism in Eukaryota, Metazoa, Echinodermata, Echinoidea, Temnopleuroida, Toxopneustidae.
ACUUCUACAUGUAUAGUAAUGACGGACCGGAUGUUUUCUUGCAACAACGUCAAUGGAUGUGGGAAAAAAUCGGUCAGGAGACAAAAGCUUCAUAUAUUUCCUGCUUUCAAAAUAUUAUUAAUGGGAUUGAAAAGGUGUAGACGUAUUUGCGUGGGUGGCGGUAGGUAGACAAAUGAAUCGAAAGCGAUUAAACAAAAUUGACACUGCGAUGGACUUUAGCCUGAGCAUGAAUAUCAUAUCGCUCGCUGCGGGGGUUCGUGCAGGUCAUAAUAAAACCGUGUCGUAUUCUCCUGCAGACGAUUGUGUUUCCCCGCGGAUUCAGGAUUCUGCUGAAAAUUGGAAGCGCGCGCAGAAGAAUCCCUGUGUAGAUCGGACGUGUUCCUUUAGCAAACCUUGAAGACUGAUGUUCAGAGGAAGUCGGUAGUCUGGAAUAUCAACAGGGCGAUAACCCUUAUUCGGCUCAGUUCCAGAAAAAAAAAUCAGGGGAAAUGAGCUAAAAACCCAUCAUAUCGAUUUGGAUUUAGUUGGAUAUUUCACUUUACAUUGGACUACAACAACCUGCCAAGUACAGUCUUGAGGCCUACUCGUCAAAACUUCAGGAUCUUUAUGUUCAUGUAAAGCCACCAUCAACUCCGGUCAUCCGCAAAGUGGAAGCAUCCCCGGCAUUCGCUUGGUUCAGUUUAUUUCAGAUCUUCACUCACUAAAAAACAGAUCACCAUCAUCAUUGAUUCUUAUAUUCUAUUGCUGCGUUAGAAGAAUUGUUAUUCUUUAACCAAGAGGUAUUAAAGUGACUUCAAGAUCGGAGAAUCAUGGCGGAGAUGCUGAGCAAACAAGUCAGCUGUUUGCUAAUGUCCGUGUUUGUUCUGCUGCUCAAACAGACUGGAGAAUGCUUGGCCAAUAUAGAGGUGAAGUUUGCUGGUUCUUGUGACUUCGAGACGGAUGAUCUCUGUGGGUACGUCCAGGGGGAUCGGGAUGAUUUUAACUGGAAGAGGAGAACGGGACCAACCCCAUCAAGGGGUACAGGACCAGAUUACGACCACACUCUUGGAGAAAAUGGCACUGGUCACUACGCCUUCAUAGAAGGAACAGGUGUUCACGCCUGGAAUGCGGCCCACCUCAUCAGCCCCUCCCUUGCUCCCCUCCCCACCUACUGCGUGACCUUUUUCUACCACAUGUACGGUGACGAUACGGGGGAGCUGAGCCUCCGGGUCCUCGACGAUUCCCAACCGGAGAAACUUUCCGAAGAGCUGUGGACCAUGUUAUGGGAGCAAGGAAAUCAGUGGUUCAAUGUCAGCGUUGAUGUACCGUGUGACCGGGGAUGCAAGCUUUCUUUCGAAGCUAAGCCUGGUAAUGGUUAUUGGUCUGAUACAGCUGUAGAUGACAUCACAGUCGUCAAUGGAAGCUGCUUCCCUAUAGAAGACCCGUCAACCCUCCGUCCUUCUAUGACGACCACGGGCACAUCUACCAAAGAGUCGAAAGAAACCUCCACCUUACACCCAUCCAUGGAAACUAGCACGCACCCCUCCCCGCAUUCAACACUUGAUUACCAGAUCAUAGAGUACAAGUACGAUGAGCGAUUCAUCACCAUCAUCCUCGCCGUCGGUCUCACGUUCUGGAGUGUCGUCUUCAUCAUCAUCUUCAUCAUCUUCUGUUACUGCGACAAAAGACAAAAUGGCGGGAGGCCGCGCGGGAUGCAAUAUGACGUCACAAUGGACUCGCCGCAUCCCGAAAAGCAGAGCGCGAACAUGGCGACGUACGUGGAGAUCGACGAACAGGAGCGAGAGCACGUCGAGUCGGUGGACGGCGGGGAUGGCGAUAUCGUGAAGUUAAAAGAUAGAUCGGAGGCAUUUUGUUCGGAUGAGAGUUCAUUGGAUUCGGAGAGGUACAGUGUUCCCUUCAUCACCACGCCCAAACCGCCCCGUGGGCCGUCGCCGUGUGGGUACAUGAGUUUACAGCUUGACAGUUUGAAUAAUAACGGAAAUACUGAGUAUCAGCCGCUUAGUACGGUCGAUUUAACGGAAGUCCCAGCGUAACCACGGCAACAAAAUCACCAAGAAAGAACAUUCAUAAUCGUUUAUCGUACUGUUGAUGUAAAUAUCGCGAUUUGAGAAUUGAAUUCAAGGAAAUGCUUUCAGAGAUUUAUAACUGACAUAAUAUUUAUUGAUAUGAUUAUAGAAGUACUUCAUCGUCACAUGGAUUUCGUUAUCAUGUUUAUCACCAGAGAGUAUUGAUUGCAGUGUCUCCCGCCGUGACAAGGGUGACCCACCAACUAAGUAUAUCAUUUAUAUUAACAGGACAUGCAAGAAGAGGAUUUUGAUACGACCGUUCCAGAGAGUGUAUACGACGUACAUGAUCAUGAUGAUGGAUAGUGGAUACUGCGUUUAUGCUUUUAGAUUUGAUACAUUCAUGGCCGUAUGCAGAAGUUAUUACUCGAAAGCGAGGGAGUGAGGCGGCAGAGCUUUUCAUGGGGGCACUUUUGCAUUUUCUAAAGAGUGACAUUGAAGGAUUUGUGCACACUUUCGAUGAAUUUUGUGCAAAAAUUUACAUCAAAAAAUUAAAGUUUUCAAACUGCCCCCGCUGCGUCCGGCCAUGGCUAUGUUGUUUCAGUGUUGGACAUGACGUAUUGUUUAGCUGAAUGGACCUUCUUUCACGUUUUUAAAACAAGGAGCAACAAAAACAAGAAAACCAACCAAACCCCCUUUUUGCUUGUUGAUUCGAAAGGAAACGGGAGUAGGAAUGCCCCCCCCCCCCCCUCCCUCCACUUAUCAUCGUCAACCACACCACUCAUGAUAAUAGUGUGCACUAAAAAAAUGCAAAAGUCAUGAUCCUUUUUGAAAACCAUUAGACGAAAAGAUGAUGAAAGUGAAAUGAUUUAUUCGAGAAAAUGAUCUAAAAUUGCUACAAAUAUUUUUCAUGAUUGCCGAUCUGACAAUGCUUGAAUAAUUAAUGGAGAGGAGUUUUCUCGAGUAUCGUGUGCGUAUAUUGGCAUGUUGAGUAAUCAUUUUAGUGAGGUUUACAUUAUGUUUUGCAGCACAGAAUGAGGGAUAAGGUGGUUUUAAUCAGAAUUCUUGUAAGUCAUGUUUUACUGGUCUAUCAGUUAAACAUAGCUUUAGUAUGCCUUACAUGAAUUUUUCUCAUCAAUUGUAUGCAUUCUUGAGAAGCUUCUUUUUAGAAAAUUGAGAGGCUGUUGUCCUUUAUCCUAUCAAAGAAAAAAAAAGAUUAAACAAUUUUCUCCUACCAUUAUCUAUGGGUGGUUGGGAAUAAUUUGGAAGUACAAACGAAUAUUAAACAUACUGGUAUCUAUCUCCGAAAUAUAUAUAUUUUGGGGGUCUAAAUUAUUUUGGUUGAAUAACAUAGAACAGGUAAAUCCGAAAAAACAAAUUCUAAGACAGACUUCCCCAUCGGCUUUAUUCCAGAACAAACUAUUUCUCGCUCGAUUUCCCGAUUUUAAGAACACAAAGGGUCGUUUAUUUGGACGAUGUGAAAAUGGCUAAGAAAGAAUAACAUGCUCGUUUAUGAAAACAGGUAAAUCAAAUUGAAGGUCAUAUAUUCUUUCAUUCUCUCAAAAUAAAUGAAUGUAACUACCUUGCCAGGUUCCUCCAAAAUAAUAACGAAGGUUCCCACGUCUGGGUUGAAAAUAGUGUUCUAUCAAUAAAUAAAAAUGAUUAAAAAAUUAUCCAAUGUUGGGUUGAAAGGGAACAUGCAUGCUUGUAGGGUAUUUAAUAAAAAAAAAUCGUGUAAUGGGUAAUUUUCACACAACAUUGCAUGUAAUUUGCACAUAAUUAUCCAUUAUUUUACCCAACAAACAUGCAUGUUCCCUUUUCAACCCGAUAUUUGGUAAAUCUUUGUUUUAGAUAGUUUUAGUAUCAAGUUUCUCCUUUCUGACCCCCCCCCCCCCCAAUACUUUCAUCGAACAUUCAUUAUCUGUGGUCAAUAGACAAGCAGUGAAACUAUGAUCAUGUCAUGUUAUUAUUGAUUUUUCUUCGUCGUUAGAAGAUGUUUUAUCCAAUUAUUAUUCAAACAAAAUGUUAACACUAUUACUAUUUUUUAGGGCAAAAAAGUUAAAUCCCAGCGUUCUGCUCUUUAUUAAGACAUCAAGUUUAAGAACCUUGCCAUGUUGAUCAAUUACAGCCAUUUAUCAAUACUGAUUAUGUUAUAUAAAUGUGCAAUUAAUAUGUGAGGGGAAAUAUCUUUUUCAAAAUGCAGCUUAAAGGAAAGUGCGUGCACCAGACAUAAACUGCAUUUAUGUUUUGAUCAAUUUUGAUCGAAAUUGCCUUUUAUACAAAUUUGAUUGUACUGAUUUAUUAAAAUUGUGAUUUACAGAAAAACUGC